AUGACAGAAUAUUGGGUAAGUUCAAAAAAACAUUAUUGUGAGACGUGCAAUUGCUGGCUAUCAGGACAUAAAUUAAAUAUAAAAAAUCAUGAAAAAAGUGCAAGACAUAUUGAAAACUUCCGAAAGCUGCUUAAUGAAUCAUAUAAAAGGAAAGAAGAAGAAACAAAAGAACAAAAAUUUAUUGAACAAGAGUUAAAAAAAUUAGAAAAUAUUGAAAAACAAUUUCGUUCAAAUUUAAAUAACAAUGGGGGUAAUUCGAUUAAUCCGAGUAGUAAUAUAAGCACGCCAAAGCCUAAUUUAAGUAAACCAUAUGAUAAUCGUAAAGCUAUUAAUAAUAAUAAAAUAUAUCAUAGAAGUUUCAAUAAGAAUUAUAAAAGUAACAAUAGUAAUAAUUUAAAUUCGACAGGGAGGUAUAGCAGUAAUUAUAAUUCUAGUAACACAAACACAUGGGUAUUAAUGGUACAUGAGCAUACAGGAUGCUUGGUAUUUUUUAAUAUGCUAACAAAUGAAGUGAGUUAUGAAAAGCCACAAAACUUUGUUUAUGAAAAUAUACAAGCAUCUGAAAAGUUUACUGCUGAAAAUGGGUGGUUUAAAUAUUUUGAUUAUAAUUCAUAUAGUAAUUAUUAUUAUAACAUAUAUAAACAAUUAAGUAUAUGGGAAUAUUCUGAGAAAACGAUAAGUAAUUUGGCUAAUUUUAUGAAAAUUUGCAACCAGAAUGCGGGAGAAAAUACGAAUAUAGUCAAUCACGCAGAAUAUUUCGAAAAUGUAUCAAACAUUUUAGGAGAAAAUAUUGUUGAUAAGGAGAAGGGGGGGAAAAAAGUAUCUAUCCCGGUAAAACCAAUUAUUGAAAAAAAAAAAAAAGAGUUGCAUAAUAAUAAUUUAUCAAAUGAUAUUAAUAAUACAACAAGUAAUAUAAAAAUAGAUCAAAUGUUUCAGUAUGAUUCUCACAAUAAAAGCGCUAGCGAAUAUGGUGAAAAUUGUGUGAGAAAUGAUGUAAAAAAUGAAGUGGAAGCAGAAAAUAAUAAUGAAACAGAUAUUGAUAAAAAUAUAAAAAGUGCAAAUGAAGGUAUACCAAAUUUAUUGCAACAAAAUGAUGAAAGUUCAAAACCGGGUAUGUGGGAAGUUGUUGAAAACGACGAAAUAAAAACAAUUUCAGAAGAAAAUAUUGAAAACAUUUUUUAUAAAAUUAAGACAAAAGAAGAAUUAGAAAAUGAGGAAAUCAAAGAAAUUGAGGAUAAUUUAGAAAAAGAAUAUUCUAACUUUAACGAAUUUUAUGUUAAAAAAAAACAAUUAGAAAACAAAGAACUAUAUUUAAGCCAAGAAUUUAAAUUUGUAAACAAACCUAUAUAUAAAAAAGCUAUUGAUAAAAAUGACAACAAGAAGGUCGAUUUUGCCAAAAGAAAUAUUAAACCAAAACAAGCCAAAAAAAAAAUUACAUGA
This is a messenger RNA of Plasmodium vinckei vinckei, 1440 nucleotides long. RefSeq names its product U1 small nuclear ribonucleoprotein C, putative. Gene Ontology annotation, molecular function: zinc ion binding; RNA binding. NCBI's taxonomy places the organism in Eukaryota, Apicomplexa, Aconoidasida, Haemosporida, Plasmodiidae. Gene Ontology annotation, biological process: mRNA splicing, via spliceosome. The transcript has a single exon. The coding region runs from base 1 to 1440 and encodes 479 amino acids. Gene Ontology annotation, cellular component: precatalytic spliceosome; nucleus. The record is from RefSeq and is a predicted model, not a curated record.